GAGAGGCCUGCCCAGGCUGGGUUGAGUCGGCCGUGCGCAUGGGGAUCGAGCUGGAAGCUGGGUCCUGUCCCCCGGCUCAGAGAAGAUGGUGCUGGGCGGCUUCCCCGUGAGUUACUUACUGCUGUGCGGUCAGGCGGCUUUGCUGCUGGGGAAUCUACUUCUGCUGCACUGUGUCUCUAGGAGCCAUUCGCACAACGCGACGACAGAGCCGGAUCUCAGCUCCGCUGGCGCCGCCCAUCCGGAGAGCUCUGCGGGCGCCCCGAGCUGGGAAUAUGGCGACCCCCAGUCUCCAGUCAUCUUUUGCUCUUACCUACCUGAUGAAUUUAUCCUAUGUGAAGACCCAGUGGAUCAUGUUGGAAAUGCAACUGCAUAUCAGGAACUUGGUCACGGUUGUCUUAAGUUCGGUGGCCAGGCCUACAGAGAUGUGGAACACACUUUGGUUCAGUGCUCAGCCUUAGACGGAAUUGAGUGUGCCAGUCCUAGGACCUUCUUACGAGAAAAUAAACCUUGUAUAAAGUAUACUGGACACUACUUCAUAACCACUCUGCUCUACUCUUUCUUCUUGGGAUGUUUUGGAGUGGAUCGUUUCUGUCUGGGACAUACUGGCACAGCAGUAGGAAAACUGUUAACACUUGGAGGACUUGGGAUUUGGUGGUUUGUUGACCUAAUUUUGCUUAUUACUGGAGGUCUGAUGCCAAGUGAUGGCAGCAAUUGGUGCACUGUUUACUAAAAGAGCUGCUGUCAGGACCCAGAAAGACCAACCUUCUGAGUUCAUCUCCCCAGGCUCAAAAGUCUUUAAUAUCAGACAACCAUUGCUUUUACUCUUUGGAGUGACUGAGUUUGUUUAAGACAGGUUGUUGGAACUUUGGAUUUUCAGCCCCAGUGGAUGCUAGAAGUGACAGAGUUGUGGGCCUCACAAUUAUAUCAUCUCUUGUGUACAAAGCAAAGGAUAGUGACAAAUUUACAAGCUGCAAAAAAGACUUCCUUGUUCUUUAUUUCUGCACAUUGCAAUACCUUGAAUCCUUUGGAGCAAGUGGUCCCAGCAGGAAUAGCAAAGUGAGUAUGUUUAGCCUUUUGCCUUUUGUGACCCUGAAUCUUCAUGGAGAGGCAGUCUGAAGCUGAACCAAUGAAAAUCAUCAGCAGAAAUAGAAAUGUUCGUGGACUUUAAUAUAUACUGAAAUUCUGAUUUACUGACUUUAAAAUGCAGAAUAAAUUCCAUCCACCUAGAUUGUUAUUUGAGUAUUUCCAGUUGAUCAGGUGAAACUCAAAAUUAUAUUGGUUUUGUUAAAAAAAAAAAAAAAAAAAAAGUUUGAAAUAAACCACCUUACUAAGAAGCCUAGUUACUUCAUUGUUAUGUUUCAAAUAUAUAUAAACUACAGUCAUUUCUUCAUUUCAAUUGUUUUGAAAGCCAGCUAUAUCAGAUGUGUCUGCGUUAAGCUACCUUCUUGAUGGAAUUUUUCUGCUUAAAACAUAGUGUUUACCAGUUUAGAAGAUUGACAUUUAUAGGCAGAUAAAAAUUAUUUCAAAUAACUGUAAAACUGUUCUUCUCAAGUAGGUAACAUGAAAAGCCUCAUAUAAAAAACAAACAAAAAAACGCCUCCUAUUAUUACAUUAUUACUGAGUGUCCGGUAAAUUUAGGAUGUGAUUUAUGAGAGAAAAGUGAACCUACGUACAUCCUGUCGAAAAUAUGCAUUGUACCAGAAGUUCUCACUGAGUUACACUAGCAAGUCACAGAAAAGUUAUAGUCAAGUUACAUUCCCAGACUACUGUGAGUAAAGGAAAAUAGUACACAAGUACAAGUGAUUUUUAAAAUUUAGUUCUAAUCCUUUCCACAUUAAGUUGAAAAGAACUAUUAAAUUGGGGCCUUUGUAGACAAACCUAACUUAGAGCCUAUUAUUCAGUAUAACAAUAAGUCCUAGAAAUAGUCAAGGUCUGGGAACAGGCAGUGGCACACCUGGUUAAACACACACAUUACAGUGUACAAGGACUCAGGUUCAAGCCCCUGUUCCCCACCUGCAGGGGAAAGCUUCACGAGGUGUGAAGAGAGAGAUGCAGGUGUCUGUCUCUUCCCCUUUAUCUCUUGUUCCCUUCUCAAUUUCUCUAUCUCUAAUAAAUAAAUAAAGAUUUUUUUAAAAGACAACAACCAAGGUCCCCUGAUUGACUUAAAGGCUGAAAGUCACUGUUGAAAUAAUUCUGGAUUAUUUAGUGCUCUAUCAUUUAGAAGCUGCUUUCCUAAGAGUUUCCACUGUCAGAAAACGUCGGGUAGUCAAGCUUCCUAAGAGUUUCUGCUGUAUUAUCAUUGAUUACUAUGUUUCCUAAGAGUUUCAGUUAUAUUACCCCUGAUUACUAUGGUCACUGUUCUUAUAUUUAGUGGCAAUUGUGUACAAAUUAAAAACAUUCUGGGGGAAAAAACAAACAAAAAAAAAGCUUUGUCCUAUUUUGCCUUGAAAGUUAUGUACCACAUUGGCCUUAACCUUGUCUGUAACAGUCAUAAUUGGCAAUUUCUCAUUCAUACUCUUAUUUGUAAUAUAUUUAUUCUAAAG
Erinaceus europaeus (western European hedgehog) is the source of this 2543-nucleotide messenger RNA. It is a transcript of the gene TM2D2, whose product is annotated as TM2 domain containing 2. The record is from RefSeq and is a predicted model, not a curated record. The transcript is spliced from 4 exons. Lineage: Eukaryota; Metazoa; Chordata; Mammalia; Eulipotyphla; Erinaceidae. The coding region runs from base 86 to 730 and encodes 214 amino acids.